This is a messenger RNA of Rasamsonia emersonii CBS 393.64, 1440 nucleotides long. RefSeq lists its product as uncharacterized. The transcript is spliced from 3 exons. The record is from RefSeq and is a predicted model, not a curated record. Bases 1 to 1440 code for a protein of 479 amino acids. NCBI's taxonomy places the organism in Eukaryota, Fungi, Ascomycota, Eurotiomycetes, Eurotiales, Trichocomaceae. Gene Ontology annotation, molecular function: RNA binding; pseudouridine synthase activity. Gene Ontology annotation, biological process: pseudouridine synthesis.
AUGCAAGUCCCCCCUCCUGAUCCCGUCGAGCCGCCGCCAGAUGUCGCAGUCACACCCUGCGAUCCCUGGCCUGGCCCGUAUUACUUCGAGGGCGGGUUGCGAAGGGUGAAGCCCUACCACUACACGUACAAUACCUACUGCAAGGAGCGGUGGCGGGGUAGAGAGCUGCUGGAGAUCUUCACCACCGAGUUCAGGGAUCGACCGCCAGAGUAUUAUAAACAUGCCAUCGAGUCUGGUCAAGUCACUGUCGGCGGCAAAGUCGCAUCCCCCACGACCCGAAUCAAGAACGGCGAGGUCAUUUCUCACACGCUUCACCGGCAUGAACCCCCGGUCACCGGCCAGCCCAUUGGUAUCAUCCACGAAGACGAUGAUCUACUCGUGAUUGACAAGCCCGCGGGCGUGCCCGUCCACGCCGCCGGUCGUUACCACUUCAACUCGGUCGUGGAGAUUCUACGAUCAGAGCGUGGCAACGGCUUCAAGCCCCAUCCUUGCAACCGUCUGGAUAGGCUGACCUCCGGCGUCAUGUUCUUUGGGAAACACCCCAGGCAGCCGACAAUUUCUCCAAGAAGCUGCAAGAACGGAGCGUUCAGAAGGAAAAACAGAGCGGCCACACCCCCGCCUGUUGCGAACGAAGAGGAAGGCUACAGCAUCGUCCACUGUCUGCCCUUGACGGGCCGCACGCAUCAGAUCCGUGUCCAUCUUCAAUUCCUGGGUCACCCCAUCUCCAACGAUCCCAUCUACUCGAAUCGGCGCGUCUUCGGACCGGACCUGGGCAAAUAUGACACCACUGCGGAUCGAGACAGUGAGAUUAUCUCGCGUCUAUCUAACAUGGGCAAGACCGAGCUUCCUGACACUCCCGCGUAUCGUACACACCUGACCACACCUCCGGUCGUGGAGCCGGGGACAGACCCGAGUGUUGUCGAGGAGAUAAUGUCUCGCGAGCACGAGGCGGCCGUGUACGAUUACCACAAGCGCAAGGGCGAGAGGCUCUCUGGGGAGCGCUGUGAAGUGUGCGACGCACCCUUGUACACGGAUCCCGGCCCCCACGAACUGGGCAUCUUCCUGCACGCCAUUGCAUACUCCGACAGGAACGGCGACUGGAAGUACCGCAGCAAGAUGCCCUCGUGGGCGCUGCCGCCAGAGGGCAUGGAGGGUCCGACCGAGGUGCCCGACUGGGUCGAGCCCGAAAAUGAGGACGAAGUCAUCGUCAACAACGGCUACUCGCCGGGCCAGACGAGCAUCGAUCCCAGAAACGUCGCCGGUGAGGACGACGUCCUGGCCCUCGUUCGAGGAGUCGGUCUGGUCAACCUUUCCCAGAGUAUGAGAAACGGGGAAGAGGCGAGGCCGCAGCAGGCUCAGCAAGAGGAGGAAAAGGAAAAGCCACAAGAACAGGAACAGCAGCAGCAGGAAGCUACAUCUGCAGCUACAGCAACAGCUUAG